AUGCUUUUUAACAACUUUAAACUCGGUUUGCAAAGGAUUGGUGCAGCAGCUGCGGUAAACAAGCAUGCGUGCGCUCAUAAUCACUCUCAUUUGAACAUGAAGAUUCAACCUAAUUUCAUGACAAAUUUGGCAAGAACUUACAAGAUCAGAACCGCUGUCAAGAAGUUUUGCUCAGAAUGUUAUAUUGCUAGAAGAAAAGGAAGAGUUUACGUCCUUUGUAAAGCUAAUCCUAAACACAAGCAAAAGCAAGCUUAA
This is a messenger RNA of Pichia kudriavzevii, 255 nucleotides long. RefSeq lists its product as uncharacterized. The transcript has a single exon. Lineage: Eukaryota; Fungi; Ascomycota; Pichiomycetes; Pichiales; Pichiaceae. Gene Ontology annotation, cellular component: ribosome; mitochondrial large ribosomal subunit. The coding region runs from base 1 to 255 and encodes 84 amino acids. Gene Ontology annotation, molecular function: structural constituent of ribosome. Gene Ontology annotation, biological process: translation; ribosome biogenesis. The record is from RefSeq and is a predicted model, not a curated record.